Molecule: messenger RNA, 545 nt
Organism: Aspergillus uvarum CBS 121591
Lineage: Eukaryota; Fungi; Ascomycota; Eurotiomycetes; Eurotiales; Aspergillaceae
Exons: 1
Coding region: 215-514 (99 amino acids)
Source: RefSeq, a predicted model, not a curated record
AAAUUUAACUCAGAAUAAGAAGCUAGCGUUGGAGCUCACCCUUGCACAUGGGUAAACUAGAACAAAGAUAUGCCGGAAUGGGACAGAAGGCCGACGCAGCACCAGCCAAUUUACCUUGUGAGUUUUAUCAGAGUGCAGAACACAGCAUUCUAAGUGAACGGUUCUAAGGACGUGCUGUGUGCUCUUUAUAUCGAGGUAAUCUGUCUAGCAGCCCAUGAGCAAGGAGUCUUGUACUGGGUUAUCACCUACAAUGUCCCUUUUCGGCAUCGCCGGUCUAGUCGAAUUUUUUUGGGCCGAUGCUCAAGAACAUGAAUGCGCUGGCGUGGUGCUAAUUCGACCGAGAAAAGUAAGAGAAGGAAGCUGCUUCACGGAGAAUUCCGUCCCAGUGCGACCACGUUAUUAUCACUUUAAACUGUCGCGUCCGAAUCGGUUAGAUCGCAGCUUGCAUCUAAAAAUCUCUUCUGCUGCCUCCGUAUCCAUUACCUAUAACUUCCGUACUAAGAGCCCCCGGUAAAGAACUCAGACUGAUUUGGUGGUGGAAAAAC